Molecule: messenger RNA, 7413 nt
Organism: Hemicordylus capensis (graceful crag lizard)
Lineage: Eukaryota; Metazoa; Chordata; Lepidosauria; Squamata; Cordylidae
Gene: FITM2
Product: fat storage inducing transmembrane protein 2
Exons: 2
Coding region: 200-988 (262 amino acids)
Biological process (GO): lipid droplet organization; lipid storage; phospholipid biosynthetic process
Cellular component (GO): endoplasmic reticulum membrane
Source: RefSeq, a predicted model, not a curated record
GCAGCGCGCACACCCUUCUCCUCCCCGUAGCGCCUGCGCCUUGGAGAGUUGGGGGACGGGACAGAAACACCAAGAGGGCGGUGCUGCGUGACGUGCAGGGCGGAGACGGAAUACGGCACGGUAGCCGGAGCAGUUCGGUGGCCGGCUGUCACGGGCUAGUCGUUCUUUGCAGCCGCGCAGCGUUGUCAGAGUUUCCGGGAUGGAGUGCCUAGAUCGCUGCGCGCGCUUCUUACGUCCCUGGCUGGUCCGAAGCUCGGUGCGGAGGACGAUGCCUUGGGGGUUCCUGGGCCUCAUGUUCGGCGGGUCGCUCGUCAAGGAGUUGGCACCACUGCCCGAAUCCUACAUGAGCAACAAGCGCAACCUGCUCAACGUCCACUUUGUGAAAUUUGCCUGGGGCUGGACAUUCUGUCUUCUACUACCUUUCAUCACUAUCACCAACUACUACGUCACCCGGAAUGCUCUGAUGGUCUUGAAACGCCUCAGCACUUUGAUGGUUGGCUCUGCUGUCUGGUAUACAUGCACAAGGGUAUUCCUGCACAUUGAGAACCUCACAGGAAGCUGCUACAAAUCGCCAGCCCUUGACAUAUUGCGCUCAGAACAUCCUAGCAAACUACAGUGCCUGCAGGCUGGUGGAUUUUGGCAUGGUUUUGACAUCUCUGGGCACUGCUUCCUCCUCUCAUACUGUGCUCUAAUGAUUGUGGAGGAGAUGGCUGUGAUGCACAAUGUGAACACUUCCCGGAACCCUAGGCUGCACACAGUGGUCAGUGGGUUAUUCCUGGCCUUGAGUUGCUUGACUCUGAUCUGGUUGUGGAUGUUUUUUACUACCACUAUAUAUUUCCAUGACUUCUUCCAAAAGUUCUUUGGUACGUUGGUGGGCCUCUUGGCUUGGUAUGGAACUUACAGAUUCUGGUUCCUGACACCUUUGUCUCCUGGACUUCCUCCCCAAAGUACCAAUUUGAGUUCCCAGAAAUUCAAUCGUAGCCUAUAAAAACAGUUUCUAUGAAUCAGGUUUUGUUUUAAAGAAUAUUAAUUAUUUACAUUUAAUAUUAUGCAAGUUAUUAACGAACAUAUUUAAAGGGAGGGGCAAAAGACCAAAUAUUUUUGUGUUCUGGCUAGAGAUUAUGAUCUAAUUCUAAGUAGGAGGGUCCUGCUGUUGGAAUCCUACUAAUCAUGAGGCAGAUGGUUCAGCUUCUUAGAUAACUUAGUGGAAACACUAAUAACUGUUGGCAGUGGAAUCUAAAUUCCAGAAACCUGGAAAAUACCAACCAGUCAGCUACAGAUUCAUUAGAAAUGCAAGAAGCCAACUUCAUACACCAAACAAAAAAAAUAAACUUGCCACAAAAAUGUAGCAACCUGCAAUGGAAAAACCAUUGUUGGUUCAGCCAAAUGUAGGGGCCAAGGGAGCUAUUUAGCUGAGAACUUUGCUCUUCUGACUAUAAAUAUUUCAACCUUUUGUAUCAAGUUAUCUACUUCCGUUGUGUGAUGUCCUGAAGCCAAGAAUGGAGCUUGAUGCAAAAUAAGACUUUCCGUUAUGUAACUCCUUUAGGUAAAGGAGGGCCACCAUUGAGCCAUAGAUAGUUAGUGCCAUGGGUUAGCAGAGUAAAUCUGAAGAAUUGCUUUAUGUCAAUGCUGUGUAUAAACAACAAUUCCAGAUUGUUAAAUGUUUUUGGUCUCCAGCCCUGCCUAGCCACCUCCUGAAACUGACAUUAAUUUCCAGAUUCUUUUCUUGAGACAAAAUGAGGCCAUUCACAUGAGCGUGCAAAACCGGGAUAAGGAAGCCCAGCCUGGUUUUGCACACUCAUGUGAACCACCGGGAUCGGGCCCGAUCCUGGUAGCUACACCUUGGCAAACCUGCCAAAGUAGCUUCCUCGUUAAAUGAGGUUAAGGGAGAGAGAGCGCUCCUUUAACUGCAUUUUGUUGAACGUGUGUCUGUGCUGUGGUGGGCACACUUGGAGAGGAGCUCCCAGUAAUGCACCAUAUACUCGCACGGUGCAUUAUUGGGGCUCCAGGGGGGUGGGAUGCCACGCAGCAGCACUUCCCUACGCCUGACCCCUGGAGCUUCCGGGAGAGCUGCAGGCAAGCUGCCGCUCAUCUGGGAAGGGUAAGUGAUCAUCUGUAGGGAGUGUUGGGCAAACCCACUCUCCCCACAAACCUGCAGGGAGUUCUUCUCUGUGAUCGUGAGAAGAGCUCCAAUGUCUUGCCUCGCCCAACUCUUGUGUUGGAAUUUAUUUCUCCAUGUUAUUAAAAUCCUUUGAGUUCCUUGAUCUCUGUGGCAAUGUAAUAUUUCUGUUGCAACACAUUUUAUAUAGGUGGCCCUCGUUAUUCGAGGUGGUUCUAUUCCCGCAAUUUCCGCAGAUUACAAAACCUUAACUCUGUGGGAAUUAGGGGGAAGGAGGGUAGGUUCCGAACAGAAAAAAAUGCCUAAAAAGUGGGAAUGGGGGGAGAAAUAAGAGUAGGAAUGCACAGUAACUUUGUCGUCAGGGCUUCAGAAAUGCUUUUGAAAACCCCCAAAUCAGCUGCAUUUUGGGCAGGAAAAGUGUUGUUGUUUUAAAGAAAGAGUCUCACAAUCGCUCCAUGCUCUAAAAUGGCCAGAAGUCAUUUCCGGCCAUUCCGCAAACAGGCAAAUUUUAGCCUAUUUUUGCACUACAGAUAAAGAAACUGCGUGUCUCAGACCAGAUCUGUGGGUGACAAGGGCCACUUGUACUGAAAGUCAAAGUGUUCCUGUUAUAGCAGGAUAUUGGUUGCAGAACUGCAGCAUUAACAGUAUCGGCUGUUUAUCACAACUUUAAUUUACUCUCUAAUAGUCUGUAUAGGAACCUGAUAUAAAAAAUGGUGGUGUUUGCAUGUUCCCUACUGUUGGAUCCAGAAAUGAUCUAAUUUCAAGUGAAAUUUUAAAUUAAAAAAUAGAGUGCUCCCCCACAACACACAUCUUCAUUACACUAUUUUUUUAAAGCUUAUGUAGUUGUAUUAUGUUUGCUCCAGCUCUGUCACUUGCACUGAACAAGAAAUUCAGUGAUUUUUAAUUUUAAGUAUUUAUAGAAAGUGGUAUAUGUAAUGGAACUUGCCUUGUAUGUUUCAUUCAGAGGCCUAGUACAUAUAUGGGCUUUUAAAAUGUAUUUGCAGUACUUAAGUUCACAAGUUUAGAACCACACAACCCCUUUGUUCCAAAGUAUUUUUAUAGAAGUCACUAACCCUUAUCCAGAAUUAGUUGUGGUUGUUCUGUGUUUUAGCCAGAGCCUGCUAUCCUGAACUCAAAAAUUGACAGGCAUAUUUCAGUACGCUGUAUGAAUAUUUUGUGUCAAGUUUGUGAACCGCAAGCCACUAAAGGGUGGGGGUAUUUGUACUUAGUUACAUAUAUAUUGACAUGCAAGAAAAGUACUUUUAAUUUUUCUGUACCCUUAUGCAUACAUGCAUGGAAAUUCCAGUGGUGGGGCAUGCAAUAUUUGUAUGCUCAGUUGUUUUAGGACUAAAAAGUUGCUUUUUAAAUUUCCCCAGCUUUUUUGUGGCUUGUAGGGAAACAUCAUGUAAAACGUAGAUGUUCAUUGCAGGCACACAAAAUACCUUGAUGAAUUGAAUUUUGUGACUAUGCUGCCUGUCCCAUUGAUUUCUGUGGGACUAAGGUGACUUGGGGAUCUAUACCAUAUUUAAGUGGCUUCUAAACUAUAGAUAAGGGUAGGUUCACUCAGUUCUAUUUCCUUACAUACAAGUAGUUUAAAGCCAUUCUUAAAUUGUGAGCAAGAAGCAGGUGGCCAGACUAUGGACCUUCCAAAGUCCACUAGUCAGAGAUAGGAUGAGAAUAGCCACAGUGGAUAUAAUGAAAUUGAUAUAUUUGCAGGAUAUAUAGAGCAAUGAUAUGUAAAGGAAUGGAAGUAGCCCCCAUUUAAUUGUAUCUUUUAAAAACGAAAGCUGCCUUGGGGAUCCUUCUAGAUAAAAAGGCAGAGUGGAAAUCAAAUACAUAAAUUGGACUAUACAUGAGGGCAAAAAGUAGUCAUUACCACAGUUGUAGCAGUGCUUCUUUCAGCCACUCUAAUCAUUGAAAUAGCUGUGGCUAUAGCAAUGUGCAGUCCAGUUCACCCUGACCUUUGCCUGUCCCAGUGUGUGCCUGAGGAUGGAACCUUGCAACUUUUGGGAAGCAAAAAAGAUGCUGAGUAAGAACUGACCCUAAGUAUUAUACCUUUCAAUAUGCUGACAUCUUGCUGACUACAAAUAGAAAACUACAUUUUUUCAGUUUUAGUAUUGAUAUGCUAUGCAUUGGGAUUUUUUUUUAUAAACUAUGCACUUAAAACAUGCACCGAGAGUCCUUUCCUUGCUGUAAUUUAUAUGCAUAAAUAUUUCAAAUAGUCCUCUUGACUUCUAUGUUAAAUAUUGUAGAACUAAUAGCUGAGUUUAGUUAUACCUGGUUUCUUUUGUACUCCGUGUGAUUCAGUUCACUUCAUAUCAGUGGCUUUAGUCUGGUUCUCCAUGACUCAUUAAAUCAACUGCAAUUUUAAAGCUGUAACUGAAUUUUGCAGAUUUUUGCAAUCAGGACUAUCCAGUAGUUCUGAUUGCUUGUCAGUGAGUAGCAUCCAGAGUGGCAUUCGUGAAACAGUGUAAACACAAGCCAUGUUCCUUGCUGCACCACCUAAAUCCCACAAAAGAGCUGUUAAUGAGAGGUGAUUAACCCUCAACAUGAUAUGUGGCAGGGGUGACUUCAGGGGAAAUAAGCCCCCCCAACACACACACACACACACACACACACACACACACACACACACACACCCCAAAUGGGUGGAGAUCCAUCUGGUUUCUGGGGAUACCAACCCCACUUUGUAGAGCCAUCUCCGCCGCAUCCCAUGCCAUUGCUGACAGUACAUCAACACUUGGACAGCUUUGCCGGGGGAGUUGGGGGAAAUGGCCUGUGCCACUCUGGAUACUACUCACUGUGUUUGUUAAACUGUGGAUAUUUCCAGUAGUAUCGCAAUAAUGCUCUGAUCCUAAAGUCACAUGGUUUGCACAUCAUUCCCUUUUUCUUUCAGUCGGAAUUCCUUCCAAAUAAAGGAUCAGAGGUGUCUGGACUAAACUUCUCAUGAGUAUUUUUGUUUUCCUUUUCAGAAUUAUUGCUUCUCUUUUUUACCGCAGCCUGAUCUACAGUCUGUGUGCCACAAUGCUACCUCCAUUUUUUCUUUGCUGUCCUGGAGAACAGGAACAGAUCCUCUUGGUCUGGACCAGAUCCAGUAUAAAAGUGCUAUUGAAAUUGGUGAUAUUCCUAAAGCUCUGGGCAUCUCAUAAUUUAGGACCUUCUACUAGAGAUUAAGAACUUUCACUUAUUCAGUACUGUGACAAAUCUACUUUAAGCUGCCUUUUUUGAAUAAGAUCCCAAUAGUAUUAAGGAAGCUGCACAUUGUUUGGCUUUUAAGAUGUAUUAAGAACUUCUGUUAUUCAUGCCCUAUCCAUAAAAAUCAAUUACCAUUUUGCUAUUGACUUGACCAGGAUGUGGACUACACACACCGUUUCCCCACUACAAUUCACAUUGACCUAUAUUGGGUCCCUAAAUGUAUGUUAUACUGUUUUAUUAGUUUUACAUUCUAGCUAGGCUCAGAAUAUUAAUAUAAAUGUAAUAAUAUAGAUGCCUUAUUAAGAUGUCUUGGGUUAUUUCCAAUACAAAGUAUGUAAAGAAAAUUGUGGGACUUGAACUGAUCAUACUUGCUUUCAAGUAGUCAUGAGUCUCAUUGAUGUCACUGUGACUUAUGUCCAAGUAAGUAUGCUUAGCGUUAUGCCAUUAAGAAAAUUGUGCUAUUGGGUGAGGAAGGUUACAGGGUGGUGAGUACAGAGACCCAAAUCAAGAAUAUUACUUGAAAGGAAGCUGAGUAAAUAAAAGAUGACAUUAAAUUAAACACCUGUUUGAGCAAAAGGUGUGGAUAUAAGUUCUUCAGGAAUUUGUACCAGAAAUAUUCAGCUUUCUGGAGUAAUCGUAGUGUAACAUUGAUCCUUGGGAUGACUCCUGUGGGUGUACUCAUAUCAAACUUGAAUAUCUACCAAAAUGUAGAUAUUCCUGUGAACUGUAGCUACUGAGGAAUCUAGAACUGUCUUGUGGAAUGUUUUUACAGAUAUAUUCCAUGGGUAGAUCCAUCUGGACAAACUGUCUUCAUAUGUAGAUGAACCUUGGCAUUGUUCCAGGACUAUCCUGUGUAUGGCCUCCAGUUUUCUAUCCUCAAACAAUAGGCCUACAUGAUAGGAUCACACUUGGCACAUUAAAUCUUUGGUCUGAUGGUGGUUUAAGGAGAAAACACUUUGUACCAGAUGGUUGAUUUCUUCCAUACUGUGUGACUACCUCGUGGUCCCCUCCGCUAUCACAAAAUCUGUGUACCUUUGUAGAUAUAUCCAUAUCCCAUUAUUAUAAGGGGUUUAUGGCAAAAUUCCACCAGCUAUUAUUGAGCUUGAAAUAGGUAGUAUUUCUCUGGGAUAAACCCUGUAGAUGCUUUUAUACAAUUGCCAUGGACCUGACAUUAAAAGGCAUGGGUGUACCUUGGGAGAUACAGUAUGUCUGACCCAAUAUCAAAUUCUUCGUAGACAGAGCCCUUGGUUUUGGAACAAUCGGCUGAUGUAUGCAUGCACUGAUGUUUAGUCUUCAUAUAUGAAGGCUCUGUACUUGGUUCAAAAACUGGUGAAAUGCUGGAUUCUUUUUACUCCUGUGCCUUUUGAUUGCAUUUGCAUUGGAUAAUACCGUCUGCCUCAUGUUUUGUAUUAUGCUAUGGAAUUAACGGACAGUAACUCUUCUAACCAGUGUCCUAUUCUCACCCCGCCCCCCCGCCCUUCGUGGUGGAAGGUACUUUAUACACUAUUUUCUGCCAGUGGAGUACAACUGAUUUCAUCUCAAGAAUGGAGUAAUUUGAUAUACUCAGCAAGGCAGAAAUUCCGUAUUUGAUGUGGGUUUUGUCAGAGGUUUAUUAUCUUUUAGAACUUAAAAGCAUUUGCUACAGAUACCUGUAUUUCACCUUCUAAAAUGCAUGCUUUAAAAAAAGCAGGGUACAAAUGUAGGAAUGGAUGCUGAUAAGAAGCAAAUGUAAUCAUGAAAAUAUUGGGCAGAAUAACGCUGCCUUUUCCAUUAAAGUUUAUUCAUUGGAACUUUGUCAUUUGCAUUUGUACAGAAUUACAGGUCCUGUUUUUUGUGAAAUGUGGAAAAGUUUAUAAACAGACAAUAUAUCUGCUUCUAAUGCAAGUUACUCUGUAAACUUGAGCCUGUUUAUUAUAUCAAAGUGAUAAUAUCUCUUAAGACUGCAAUCCUAGAAACAUUUACUAGGGAAUAAAUUCUGUUGAAUUAACUGGGACUUCCUUUGGAGUAAGCGUGCAUAGGACCAGGUUGUACAUUUUGGACAAUUCAAGCUGACUUUUUAAGGAUGUAUGAUUAAUGAUUAAAAUUUCUUUUUAACGUUU